CUUAUCAUUUGUCAGCUGCAUUUUGUUUUGAUUCAACUUUUGCCGUGACUACUCAACAUGCUUGUGGAUUAUUUGCAAUUGUCAGCUAUCGUGUGAAGAACGUUUCUCAUCGUGUUUGCCUUGGCUACAAUCGAAAUAAUAUGGAGAAAGAGUAUUUUUAUAAAGACUUAUGUUAUUCUAUUAAUUAUCAUAAUUAUGCUAUUCGAUACGCGAGCGCACUUGAGGGUCUUUAUUCACCGUUUUUAUUGUUUACAUAUGGAUGUAAUUUGAUUUUAAUAAGCAUUACACUGAUGCAGACAUUAAAUUCGUUAGAUAAUAUUGCGUAUAUUUUUAAAUACGGAGCUUUUGCUGUGGGAAAUAUUUUUCAUGCCUAUAUUCUCGGAGUGCCGGCUCAAAAUUUAAUAAAUCAGAGUAAAGAUGUUGGAUUCAAUAUAUAUGAGAGUAAUUGGUAUGAAUUCCCAAUUGAAGCAAGAAAAUUGGUUCCCAUGAUACUACUACAAAGUUGCAGACCCUGUAAAUUGAGUAUUGGAAAAAUGGCAACAAUGAAUAUGGAAAGUGUAUCGAAAAUUCUAAAAAUGGCGCUCUCGUACUUUACGAUGCUGUCAUCAAUUCGUCAAACGUCAAGAACAUAA
Molecule: messenger RNA, 632 nt
Organism: Leptopilina heterotoma
Lineage: Eukaryota; Metazoa; Arthropoda; Insecta; Hymenoptera; Figitidae
Product: odorant receptor 9a-like
Exons: 6
Coding region: 141-632 (163 amino acids)
Biological process (GO): detection of chemical stimulus involved in sensory perception of smell; sensory perception of smell
Cellular component (GO): plasma membrane
Molecular function (GO): odorant binding; olfactory receptor activity
Source: RefSeq, a predicted model, not a curated record